Messenger RNA from Culex pipiens pallens (northern house mosquito), 2453 nucleotides. Its product is annotated as chromodomain-helicase-DNA-binding protein 1-like. Gene Ontology annotation, cellular component: chromatin; nucleus. Gene Ontology annotation, molecular function: ATP hydrolysis activity; chromatin binding; DNA binding. The record is from RefSeq and is a predicted model, not a curated record. Gene Ontology annotation, biological process: nucleosome organization; regulation of transcription by RNA polymerase II. Bases 817 to 1416 code for a protein of 199 amino acids. Lineage: Eukaryota; Metazoa; Arthropoda; Insecta; Diptera; Culicidae. The transcript has 2 exons.
CAUUUUGUGUGCGCGUUUUGUGUAGAGAGCCUAAUAUAGGUUUUACACCGUGACGUCAUUUGACAGCUCGUGUGCACUGUUUACAUGGUCUUCGUCGAUUGUCGACGAAUUUCCCCGAACAAAAUCGACGAGCGCAUCGAACUGUGCUAAGUCCAUGUAAACAGUGCACUCCAUUCUAACCUCCAAAUUGAGUCGGCGUAAAACCUAAUAUGGAGAGGCGAAAUGUCAUUCUCAGGGUUCCAAUCGAACUGUCAAAUCGGGGUUCCAAUCGAGCAACAAGAUCAUGCAAGAUCAAGGUCGGAAUCAAUUUAAAAUAAUUUUGGCAAAAAAAUGAGACUUAUAACAAUCACAAGUAUUGUAAAACUGUUGUUGAUAAUAAUCAAGUAGAUUUUGUUAUGUUUGUGCUUGUUUGGUGCAUGAAAAGUGCCAGCACCAAAGAAAAACAACAAGUAUUUCAACCUUAAAUUUGAAUGACUUUGGGUGUUUGAAAUUUCUCCCAGAACAUUUCAUUUCCCUAUGUAGGUCCCUAGUUUUGUGUGGUGUUUAGUGGUUUGGGCCAACGGAAUCGAGCUGACCGAGCAGGAAGCGGAGCUGUACGACCGGCGGAUUCGCCUCUGGGAACUCGACUCGCAGAAACGACCUCGCGCCGCCCGCGUAGUGCUCGCCAGUUUAAAUGAUCAACGGAACAGAUCGCCGAAACAUCAUCCUGUCGACGUCAAGGAGGCGGAUUUUUGCUCGCAAUUUUUGGCCCCGCAAACCGCACUGGGAACGAACCGUGGUGAGGCAUCGCUCGGUCGCGCCCAGCAUCUAAACCCGAUGGUGGAGCUGAAGGCGGACACGGAAAAGCUGGAAGAGCAUCCGGACAUCUUGCGGCGCAUCAAGAAGGACAUCGAAAAGAGUCUUCCGGCCAAGGUGGAGCAGAUCCUGCGCGUCGAAAUGACCUCCUCACCAAGACGCGCUGCGCAAGGGCAACACAUUCCCCAACAUUGUGAUCGAGCUGAAAACCAUGCGCUGUUGACCCGGCCCACGGAGUUUGAAACGCAAACCUACCAAGACGAAGUGGUCGUUCAGCUGCUGAAAGGUUCCGGUAAGUUGGUAUUGCUAGACAAGCUGCUCUGCCGGCUAAAGGAAACCGAUCACCGGUUGCUGAUCUUCUCCCAGAUGCGUUUGGAUGCAUUAAAGGUAGAAUCAGCUGAACGAGCUGCAGGCCCAGGCGUGAGCGCAUCGAAUCGGUCAGAAGAACCAGGACGACAUUCACCGGCUCGUGACGGCCAAAUCCGUCGAGGAGGAAUUUGUGGAGCGAGCGAAAAAGAAGAUGGUGCUCGACCACUUGGUCAUCCAGCGGAUGAACACGACGGGGCGGACCUUGCUGGACAAGAACGGCGAUAUAUAGUUUGGCGCGGAAGAGUUGUUUAAGGAGGACGAAGACGGGGACGACGAGUUGGUUUGUGAUAUCGAUGAGAUUUGGAAGCGGGCCGAGACGAGGAACGAAGCGUCGGAAAUCCUGUUAAUCGCGUUCUUCGUGGCCAACCGCCAGAUUGUGUCCGGCUCGCGCGAAAGGACAACACAAGUACAAGGGCAUCAACGCGCUCUACUUCUUGCCGAACCGUUACUGGCUGUGCGUGGACUACAGACCGUCGAUCAAGAUCUGGAAUCUGUCCUGCAAGCUCAAGGUCGAAGAGCUGAAGUUGUCGCUGACCCGACGCAGUGCCUGUCGCUGGCCUGGUCAACCGACGGAUAGACCCCGUAUGCCGGCUACUCCGACAUCAUCCGCCUCUGGCAGGUGUUCGUGUUGGCUCGCAAAAAAGUAUUUGUGUGUGCGCCGUUAGAAAUAUGCAUAUAGAAAUGCGCGAAUGAAUCGUCUAAGUUCUUUUGAAAUAAAAAUAGUAAAGAAAAAUGGGUCUUGCUUAAAUCUAGAAAAAAGGCAGUUUUCUUAAACGCAAGUGGUUAAAUUCGAGUGCGAUAUAUUUUUCAAUGCGGAAUAACAGAACUAGCUACAUAGGAGCAAUUCUCUACGAAAUCGGUCUUUUUUCUUCAAUUUUAAUUUUUGUAUUUUUUAAUCCGACUGAAACUUUUUUGGUGGCUUCGGUAUGCCCAAAGAAGCCAUUUUGCAUCAUUAGUUUGUCCAUAUAAUUUUCCAUACAAAUUUGGCAGCUGUCCAUACAAAAAUGAUGUUUGAAAAUUCAAAAAUCUGUAUCUUUUGAAGGAAUUUUUUGAUCGAUUUGGUGUCUUCGGCAAAGUUGUAGGUAUGGAUACGGACUACACUGGAAAAAAUGAUACACGGUAAAAAAAAUUUGGUGAUUUUUUUAUUUAACUUUUUAUCACUAAAACUUGAUUUGCAAAAAAACACUAUUUUUAUUUUUUUUUAUUUUUUGAUAUGUUUUAGAGGACAUAAAAUGCCAACUUUUCAGAAAUUUCCAGGUUGUGCAAAAAAUCUUUGAGUGAGUUAUGAA